Molecule: messenger RNA, 2873 nt
Organism: Sebastes umbrosus (honeycomb rockfish)
Lineage: Eukaryota; Metazoa; Chordata; Actinopteri; Perciformes; Sebastidae
Gene: nefla
Product: neurofilament, light polypeptide a
Exons: 6
Coding region: 516-2585 (689 amino acids)
Biological process (GO): neurofilament bundle assembly
Cellular component (GO): axon; postsynaptic intermediate filament cytoskeleton; intermediate filament
Molecular function (GO): structural constituent of postsynaptic intermediate filament cytoskeleton
Source: RefSeq, a predicted model, not a curated record
AGGUCCUGUCGGCAUCUCGUCUGCCAAGAAAACGCCCCGGUGCAGAUUGUCAGACUGCUGCUGUCAGGGUGAGAAAGAGUGUACACGGGGGAGUUUGUGUGAUCACAACUGUUACGAUGACUCAGCCUGCAGCAGAGUCCAUGCAGCUCCCACUGAAGUCCCCCACCUCUCACUGUUUGGGGCACAGCGCUGUCUGUUUUUUUGAGGUUGUGGCUGCAGUUCUGCUCGCCACCAGAAGGAGAGAUGCUGUGUCAUGGUUGUUAAAAUGAGGACAACCCCCCCGCCCCUCCCCUCUCUCCUGCAGAGAGGAUAGCACAACAAUGUAAGCCUAUCGAGGCUGCAUUGUCAGAGUUUGGAGGAAAGCGCUUGCGUCAGAGCUCACUGUCCUGCUAUAAAAGCUCAGGCUGCUGCAGCAGCGAGCAGUCGAGGCAUAAACCUGAGACCUUCACACAACUCCACACACACACAUACACAAAGAGGAGAGGGAGAGCAGCUCGUCCUCCCACAACUCAGCCAUGAGUAGCAUCGGAUAUGACCCCUACUACUCCGCCUCACCGUACAGACGCUGGUAUGUCGAGGCUCCCCCUCGUGUCGUGGUGAACCGAGGGAGGACCCACUCCGUCUACUCCUCUCAUGCCUCCCCGCUGUCCUCCUCCCGUCAUCAGUACUCCUCUCCCGGCCGGGUGCUGCUCUCCUCCUCCUCGCAAGCCUCGUCCCUGGAUCUGGAGCUCAGCCAGGCCGCCCAGAUCAGCUCAGAAUUCCGCGCCGUGCGCACCCAAGAGCGCGGCCAGCUGCAGGACCUCAACGACCGCUUUGCCGGCUUCAUCGAGAGAGUGCGUGAGCUGGAGCAGCAGAACCGUGCUUUGGAGGCAGAGCUGCUGCUGCUGAGGCAGAGGCACAACGAGCCGUCCCGCCUGAGAGCGCUGUACGAGCAAGAGGCCCGGGCCCUGAGGGCCGCUGUGGAUGAGGCCAGGGCAGAACAACAGGCCGUCCUGGGACAGAGGGAGCGGCUGGAGCAAACUCUGAGCGCCUUGCAGGGUCGAUAUGAGGAAGAAGUGCUGGCUCGCGAAGAGGCCGAGGGCAGGCUGAUGGACGCCCGCCGUGAGGCCGACCAGGCUGCCUUAGGUAAGGCCGAGCUGGAGAAGAGCGUCGAAACUCUUCUGGAGGAGCUGGCCUUCCUCAAGAGGAUCCACGAAGGCGAGGUGGUCGAGCUUCAGGCCCAGGUCCAGCUUGGCGUCCAGGUGGCGGUAGAGUCAGAGGCCGCAACACCUGACCUCUCCGGGGCCCUGAGGGACAUCCGGUCCCAGUAUGAAAGGCUGGCAGCAAGAAACAUGCAGGCAGCAGAGGAGUGGUUCAGGGGGAAGGUGGGCUCCAUGACCGAGACCGUGGCCCAGCACAGCGACGCCGUGAGAAGCUCCAAGGACGAAGCGGGAGAGUACCGGCGCCAGCUCCAGGCCCGCCUGCUGGACAUCGACGCGUGCCGAGGCAUCAACGAAUCCCUGGAGAAACAAUUGCAUGAGAUAGAAGACAAGCAGAGUGCUGAGAUAGACGCUAUGCACGACACCAUCGCAGAGUUGGAGAGCGAGCAGAGAGGCACCAAACAGGAAAUGGCGCGCUACCUGAAAGAGUACCAGGACCUUCUGAAUGUCAAGAUGGCUCUGGACAUCGAGAUCGCUGCAUACAGGAAGCUGCUGGAAGGGGAGGAGUCUCGCUUCAGUGUAGGAGUGGCUGGGGGCGUGUCCUCCAUGUACGGUCACAGUUACUCAGCGCCCUCCUUCGGCCGGCCCAUCCUCUCCAGCAUGAGCUCAGGCUCCUCCUACCUGGUGACGUCACGUCUGCUCAGCUCCAGCUUCAGCACCACCGAGGGGAUCAUCUCUGCCAGCCACGCCCAGCAAGCAGAGGCCAGCCCACCAGGGGAAGAAGAGGAAGAGGAGGAGGAGGCAGAGGCAGAGGAGGAGGUAAAGGAGGAAGAGGAGGAGAAAGAAGAAGAAGAAGGAGGAGAGGAGACAAAGGAGGAGACAAAGGAGGACGAGGAGAAGGAGGAUGAAGAGGGAGGAGAGGAGGAGGGAGAUAAAGAGCAAGGAGACGAAGAAGUGGCUGUGGGAGAUGAAGAGGCUAAGGGAGGAGAUGAAGAGGCUAAGGAGGGAGAAGAGGGUGGUGAUGAAGAAGAGCAAAAGGAAGAGGUGACAGAGGCUGCUGAAGAUGACGGGGAGAAAGAGGACAAAGGAGAAGGAGAAGAGGUCAAAGAGGUCAAAGAGGAAGCACAAGAGGAGGUAAAAACAGAAGGAGGUGAUGACAAGGGUGAUGAGGUAAAAACAGAAGGAGGUGAUGACAAGGGUGAGGAUGCAAAAGAAGAAGAAAAAGAGGAGAAGGAAGAGGCGAAAAAAAGCGAAGAGAAAGAAGAUAAACCAGAUGCCAAGAAAGACGAAAAAGACGACGACAAAUCUGACGACAAAGACGACACCAAAGACGAAAAAGCCGCUCCGAAGACAGAUGACAAAGCUGAAGCCAAAAAGGAGAAAGACGAGGGAAAAGCGGCCAAACCUGAAGCCGUUGAAGAAAAGAGCACAAAGGGUAAAAAGUAAGCCAGUAGCCUCGGCAAACUUCAAUCAAGACUGUUCAUUAGCCCCUUCCAGCAUAACCAGUAGAGGCAUCUACGCUAUCCUCUCAAAUCUGCUUGUUUAACAUGGUGCUCAAUAAAUCAGUCCAAUAGCCAUUUACAGCAACAAAUCAUGGUCAACUGCUUGCCAAUAUCCAGAGUAGUCCAUAAAGGUCUGGUUGCACACUUCCUGAUGAGUGUAAUAUGUGUAAUUGCUGAAUGCAACAGUGAGCGUGUGAGUUUUUGGUGGUUAAAUAAACACCUCUUAAAGCCA